AUGUCCCAGUUUUCUACUGGUGGCAGCCCGAGAGAAUCAUUCACCGCGUCGCCUUCUGCAAACUCCUCACCGGUGCACAACACUCCCUUGAAUAAACCAGAUUUCCACACACGGCCAAACCACAACACUCCACCGCCACCGCCGACGUAUGCGCAGAGCUACACGCAGGAACCCAGCACGCCGGCUCCAUCGUCGCCCGUGAGGCCGAAUCAUGAUCACUCGCCCAUAGGAGAACCACCCGCUACCGCACAAGCCAAUCAUUCACGAUCUCACUCACGAACCCGAAGCAGGAGCUCCUCGAGGCCCUUGUCUAUGGUGCAAACCUACCAGCCGCCCCUCAUGGAUGUGACCGAGGAUACCAUUCCCGAGCUGCAACCCAUCUUCACCUUUUUGAACAGCCAUGGCAACAAACUUUACCAAGAAGGCUAUUUCCUGAAGUUGGAUGACCAAAAUACACAGGGUAAGCCCAAUCCGGACAGAACAUGGACGGAAUACUUUGCGCAACUCGUGGGGACUGUCCUCUCGCUAUGGGACGCUGCCGAACUCGACGCGGCUGGGGAGGAUGGAGAGGUGCUGCCCAAGUUUAUUAACCUGACAGACGCAUCGAUCAAGAUGAUCGAUUCUCUGCCAACCAGGUCCAACGAUGAGCAACCCUUGCAGAACAUUCUGAGCAUAUCGACGGCAGGAAGAAACCGAUAUCUGCUGCACUUUAACUCGCGCCACUCACUGAUACAGUGGACUGCUGGCAUUCGUCUAGCCAUGUUUGAGCAUUCAACUCUUCAAGAGGCAUACACAGGAGCUUUGAUUGCUGGCAAGGGAAAGAGCUUGAACAAUAUCGGCGUCAUCAUGGAAAGAUCCAGAACAACAAAAGAGGAAUGGGUCAGAGUACGAUUUGGAGCCGGAGUUCCCUGGAAACGUUGUUGGUGUGUCAUUUCGCCGCCCGACGAGAAGGAGUACCAAAAGAUGCAAAAGGAACUCAAGAAGAAAUCGCCCUACGACCGCUCACAUCCCCCAAUUCUCAAGGGUGAUAUCAAGUUUUACGAAGAUCGAAAGGAAGGCAGAAAGCAGAAGAAGGCCAAGCCCAUUGCGACCAUUACCGAUGCGUACUCGGCAUACGCACUCUACCCUCAGGCAAAGUCUCUUAUCGAUGCAUCGACCUUGAUCAAGAUUGAGGGUAAUAUGACGAUUCACUCAGACCCGCCCUCGUCUACUGAGGGUUUUGUUUUCAUCAUGCCUGAAGUCCACCCAGCUGUCAGUGGCUUUGGUAUGAUGCUGCAAUUCCUCUUUCCGACUUGGGACACAUUCGGUCUCUACGGACGACCGGGCAGAUUGGCUGCGAGCACGAUUGACUCAAGGUCUCUCAUGUUCGCCAUGCCAAAACAUAAACGAUAUGGUUACCUGGAGAUCCUAGAUGUUACUAGCCUAAUUCUUGCAGAAGGUAGUUCGAGUUGGACGGAAAGAGACUGGAAGAAGAAGCUCAAGGAUUUGACGGGCGAAAGAAUGACAACCGUGGACGACAAGCCACCAACGAACCAUAGCCGCAAUAAUAGCCGCAGCAAGAGAUUGAGCUUUGGCCCAGCUACCGAGGCUGGUGCAAAGCCUCGUGUGGGCUUUGCAGAUGGCGGGGCACCUUCCGUACGCUCGUCACGAUCAAUGUCCCUCACCCAUCGCGCUGCACCCAGGACGGAUUCGGUUCCUCCAGGUGCAGAGCGCGUGCCGGCCAUACCCAGUGCUUUGAAGUCUACUCACAAUAGAAAUGCAUCCGACGGCAACCUCCCUGGAGGUGCUCCUCCGCCACCUCCACAUGGCAUCAGUCCCGUUGGUGAUAGCCCCUCCGGACGCGGAUUGAAUCCUGCCCGAAACUUUGUCAAUGACCUCGCGUCGACACCUGAGCGAGUCAGUUCCGAUGAAGAGCGAGAGCACUCGACCCGGGCCUUGGAUGGAAUGCGCCAUCUGGACACACCAGAGCCAGUAUCACAGCCACCAGCUUUCACGCAUGCCCCGGGAGAGAAGCCCCAGCAGCGACCUUACCAUGCGCCGGAACUACGCCGUGCUAACAGCCGGAUGUCCGCUACGACCCUGGCGCAACUCGCACAGGCUGGAGGCAUCGAGGGCGUGGCCAGGCAGGAAGGCUGGAUCCACGAUGGUAGCAGCGGAAACCAAAGCCCGGUUGGCCCUCGAAAUGACCGAAGCGGUCCACCAAUGGUACAUGCUGCUCACGGCAACAAUCCUGGAAUGAAUGCUAAUGCCGGCUUUCGUGAAGAUUUAAGGGAAAAGACCAGUUCCUCAAGCCUUGCCGCGCCACCUACCGACCUCCGCCAGCAGCGCUCCAGAUCUCCCCUCAACCAAACCAUGGGUCCACCCAGCCCCGGCAUGCGAGGACCCAGCCCUGGCUCUCACCCUGGCACUCCUGGACCACAUGAAAUGAGGAGCCCGCCACCAGGACCACAGGUCCGUCCUCCACCGGGACGUGGUGCGCCGCCAAACAUGCCGCCCGGUCGCGGACCUCCUCCAAACAUGGCUCCAUACGGCCGCGGUGGUCCACCCGGGAGCAUGGGCCCGCCUCCGCAGCGUGGACCACCAAACGGACCACCGCCGAACAUGUACCGCGGUCCGCCAGCCCCCUCCGGACAAGGAAGCCGUCCUGGAACCCCUAGUGGGAGGCGGCCUCCUCCCCCUGCUUUGACCACUUCACCACCAAUUCAGCGAAAGGCAUUGCCGGCUCGAGGAGAUAGCUUGAAUCAUCGAUCCGAGUACCCAAGCUCCCCGACCGUAUCAAGUAGCGGCAGUUUUACGCGUGGUAUAGACCCGGAUAUUGUUGCUCAUAUUCAUGGACCCGGCUCGAGCGGCAGAGCUACCCCUGUACGAAAAGAUACGGCACGUAGCACAACCAGCAGCAACUACGAUUCGACUGAUUCGCCAGACUAUGCUAGCACCAGACCGUCGACCGAUUCAGGGGCGUCUGUUGAGCGACCGAGGGCAGGUGUCCUCCGAACUGUGGGCGACGAUAACUUUCAACAACCCUCUUCCAAUAUACCAAGUGUUGACUUUGGACCGACUUUCAACUACGCUUCACAACAGUCCCGGUCCAAGACCCCAACGCCAGCCAUGCCAGGCCCGCCAAGUACAUUUUCUCCUGGCCCGGCUGGCCAAAAGAAUGCUCCAGGCAGGGAUCUAAGCCACGGACGCAAUGCAUCGGAAGACACUGUUCAACAACAAAGACGAAGUGUCAUUUGGCAGCCGCCCACUCCGGGAGCCUCUGCAGUAGCCGGUGCAUCUGCUCCCGGUCUCACUGCAGAGCAAUUUGUUCAACAACGAGCCGCAGCCGCUGCAGCAACGCCACUUUACGCACAUCAGCGUCAGGCAUCAUCUGGCAACAUCAACGUCUACCGUGCUGGCACUCCUACACCGCCGCUUGACCGAGGUCAUGGACGAGACUACAUGCACGCCCACAGCCGGAGCAACUCACAGGAUUUGCUUCAAAGGCCCAGUUCUAGGGGUGCCGGCGCAGUCCUUGGCGGACAAUCGGCGGGAGAAAACCACCUCUCUGCACGAGAACAAGAACACGUUGCAAGAAUGACGGGUACUCCUCUUAUCAACAUGGCAAGCAAUAAGAAUGCACCUCCACCGGACGUAGGGUUGAUUGGUGCUAUCGAAGCACGAGAGAGGGAGAGACAGCAAAUGAAGCAGGGCUACAGUGGCCAAGCGGUGCAACAAGCGAUCAAUAUGCGUCAACAGCAGCAAGCCAUGCAGAAUUAUCAGCAGCCCAUGGCAUCGCCCGGCAUGGCUCCGCCCGCGGGUAUGUACUCGAACAUGGGCCGACAGUCGCCUGGUCCGCAACAAGGCUUUGGGUAUGCUCAGCAGGGUCUCCCGAGCCCAGGUGUUCAUGCUGGAGCAGGAUGGGCAAGCCCGGGAGCAGGAUAUGGGUCGCCGCGCCAAGGUAACUUCCCAGGCCCCGGUUUGAUGCCUCAGCAAGGCCAGUUUUCCCCUCAGUAUGGAUCACCGGGCCAAAGUCCCCGUACCGCACAGCCACCGGGACGGCCAGGAUUCAACGCGGCACAUCAAGGACAUGCAUUCUAG
This is a messenger RNA of Pestalotiopsis fici W106-1, 4080 nucleotides long. RefSeq lists its product as uncharacterized. The transcript is spliced from 3 exons. Bases 1 to 4080 code for a protein of 1359 amino acids. NCBI's taxonomy places the organism in Eukaryota, Fungi, Ascomycota, Sordariomycetes, Amphisphaeriales, Sporocadaceae. The record is from RefSeq and is a predicted model, not a curated record.